AUGUUUACAGUAAACACACAUCAGCACGGAAGUACGCGGCAAAUACUGUUCCACCUUUCUCAAAUUACGCCACGAAGUAGUACAAUUGUCUCCAAGAAGCUGCAUAGACAGCAACAACAGCAGCAGGGCAGGGAAGCAAUAUCUCAGCUAUCGCAGCAGGACUUUGUCCCACGUUUGAAGAAGUCACUCGUCCAAUUUUAUACCGAUGCGUUCCGAAGGUCAGUGGAGCCAGCUGCAGCGACAGCUACGGCAGCGAAAGUGCCGUCGGAGGAGUUGUUCCGGUUGAAGUUACCACGGCGACUACAGCGAAAUCUACUGAAGCACUUCAGUCAGGUGGAACUAUUGGGCAGUAUAAAGGAAAACACGCCCUGGAGUUUAAACGUAACACCUAAAGUGAAAAAAGGGAAGCAUGAUGCAAUCACCGAACAUAUUAGCUUCAGUGGAGAAUCCGUGCAGAAAAUUGUCCGAAGCCUUCUGUCACAGCAUACGAGCUGGAACUUUGCCCAGCAGCGUGGCUUUAAAACGGUUCGUUCCAUAAACGCCGAACUGAAGCGCAAUCCGGCCUUGUACACCAGAAUGAAGGAUGCGUUGGGAAAUCCGCCACCACCAAUCUCGCACAAGUACGAUCCGGUAGCCUACUCGGCACAAACGAUCACUCCUACGGCACAUGGCGAACCACUGAACAAGCUGCUGGCCGAUGAUCCGAUGCUCUCGGAUGAGCAGCGACAACGAUUGAAGAUUGCUUUCGCUGAAGGCUACCUCACUGCGUCUCAUCCGGAUCAACAAAACCGCUCUAGCAAGGCGAUGAAGUAUUUGAAGUUCUUUCAGCAGCUGCUGAUUAUUGUCGUGUUUAUCGGCAUUUUCAUUAGCAUGUUUGCGUCGCCAAAUGGAUCCGUGUUUAGUAGAAUACAAAUUGGCAAUCAGGUGGAGGUUGAUCCGGAGGACAUUACCGUAACGUUCGAUGAUGUUAAGGGUUGCGAUGAGGCAAAGCAGGAGCUGAAAGAGGUGGUUGAGUUCCUUAAAAACCCUGGCAAGUUUAGCAACCUUGGAGGUAAGCUGCCCAAGGGUGUACUGUUGGUCGGACCACCCGGAACGGGUAAGACUCUGCUUGCCCGUGCCGUUGCCGGUGAGGCAGGUGUGCCAUUCUUCCACGCUGCUGGACCGGAGUUUGAUGAGGUAUUGGUAGGACAGGGAGCUCGCCGAGUUCGGGAUCUUUUCAAAGCCGCCAAGGAACGUGCACCGUGCGUAAUAUUCAUCGAUGAAAUCGAUUCCGUCGGUGCGAAACGUACCAACUCGGUGUUGCAUCCAUAUGCGAACCAGACGAUCAAUCAACUGUUAUCGGAAAUGGAUGGAUUUCAGCAGAACGAAGGUGUGAUCGUGAUGGGUGCAACGAAUCGACGCGACGAUCUCGAUCAGGCGCUGUUGCGUCCGGGUCGAUUUGAUGUGGAGGUGGUCGUGCCGACGCCUGAUUUCACCGGUCGGAAGGAAAUUCUCACGUACUAUUUGAGCAAAAUUCUUAGCCGUGAAAUCAACAUCGAUCAGCUUGCACGGGGGACGACCGGAUUCACGGGAGCCGACAUUGAGAAUAUGGUCAACCAGGCAGCUCUACGUGCGGCUAUCGAUGGAGCGGAAACAGUAUCAAUGAAACAUUUGGAAAAUGCACGCGACAAGGUACUUAUGGGACCGGAACGAAAGUCACGUUUGCCGGAUGAGGAAGCGAACAAAAUUACUGCCUACCAUGAAGGUGGACAUGCCAUUGUCGCUUACUACACAAAGGAAUCACAUCCGCUUCACAAGGUAACAAUAAUGCCGCGGGGUCCAUCCCUCGGACAUACGGCUUACAUACCGGAAAAAGAACGCUACCAUGUAACUAAACAACAGCUACUGGCCAUGAUGGAUACUAUGAUGGGUGGUCGGGCUGCGGAGGAAUUGAUUUUCGGUGCAGAUAAAAUUACAUCCGGAGCCAGCAGUGACCUGAAACAAGCCACUUCCAUUGCGGCGCACAUGGUUAAGGAGUGGGGUAUGUCGGAGAGGGUAGGUUUACGUACAAUUGAAGGUCCGAAAGGUUUCGGACAGAACGAGGUCCUCUCACCGUCUACGAUCGAAAGCGUUGAUAACGAGAUAAAGAAACUGCUGAACGACAGCUACGAACGCGCAAAAGCGAUACUGAAGCAACACGCCAAGGAGCAUAAGGCUUUAGCUGAAGCGCUACUUAAGUACGAAACAUUGGACGCAGACGACAUCAAAGCGAUCAUGGGCGGAGAAAAGUUGGCAGCUGAUGAGAACUAA
Anopheles marshallii is the source of this 2289-nucleotide messenger RNA. RefSeq names its product ATP-dependent zinc metalloprotease YME1L (gene YME1L). Gene Ontology annotation, molecular function: ATP-dependent peptidase activity; metalloendopeptidase activity; ATP binding. The transcript has 8 exons. Gene Ontology annotation, cellular component: mitochondrial inner membrane. Gene Ontology annotation, biological process: protein quality control for misfolded or incompletely synthesized proteins; mitochondrion organization. Lineage: Eukaryota; Metazoa; Arthropoda; Insecta; Diptera; Culicidae. The record is from RefSeq and is a predicted model, not a curated record. The coding region runs from base 1 to 2289 and encodes 762 amino acids.